ACCCAAUCACAGGCCUCGGAGGCUGUCAACAUCACCGGCCUGAGAGGAAGUGUUUACCUCCGCCCUGACGUGCCAUAAAUUCCCACUUUUUCCUUUUUUCCGCCGCUAUCAUGACGGGCCGCCUGCCGCCAUGCAUCGUGGACGUGGGCACGGGGUACACCAAGCUGGGAUUCGCUGGCAACCAUGAGCCCCAGAUGAUCAUCCCCUCAGCCGUGGCUAUCAAGGAGACUGCCAAGGUGGGGGAGCAGUCGCAGCGCCGUCUCUGCAAGGGCGUGGAGGACCUGGACUUCUUCAUAGGGGACGAGGCCAUGGACGCUACGGGCUAUGCUAUUAAGUACCCAGUGAGACAUGGUAUAGUUGAGGACUGGGACCUGAUGGAGAAAUUCAUGGAGCAGUGCAUUUUCAAGUACCUUCGAGCAGAGCCUGAGGACCACUACUUCCUGCUGACAGAACCUCCACUCAACACACCAGAGAACAGGGAAUACACAGCAGAGAUCAUGUUUGAGUCUUUCAAUGUGCCGGGGCUGUACAUUGCGGUGCAGGCCGUUCUGUCGCUGGCUGCCUCCUGGGCAUCGCGGCAGGCCACAGAGCGCUCCCUCACCGGCACCGUCAUCGACUCGGGCGACGGCGUAACGCACGUCAUCCCUGUGGCAGAUGGGUAUGUCAUUGGGAGCUGCAUCAAGCACAUCCCCAUCGCUGGCCGGGACAUCACCUACUUUGUCCAGAGCCUGCUGAGGGAGCGUGAGCCUAACAUCCCCCCGCAGCUCAGCAUGGAGACCGCCAAGGCUGUCAAGGAGCGGUUCAGCUACAUCUGCCCGGACAUCGCGAAGGAGUUCAACAAGUACGACAGCGACCAGACCAAGUGGAUCAAGAGAUAUGACGGCAGGAACCCAGUCAACAAUCAGACCUUCUCCAUCGACAUUGGCUACGAGAGGUUCCUGGGGCCUGAAAUAUUCUUCCACCCGGAGUUCGCCAACCCGGACUUCACCACGCCCAUCAGCGAAGUGGUGGACAAUGUCAUCCAAAACUGCCCCAUUGACGUCCGGCGACCGCUCUACAAGAACAUCGUGCUCUCGGGAGGCUCCACCAUGUUCAAGGACUUCGACAGGAGGCUGCAGCGCGAUGUCAAGAGGAUUGUGGAUGCUAGACUUAGGAUCACGGAACAGCUCAGUGGUGGCAGGAUCAAGCCCAAGCCGAUCGACGUCAAUGUCAUCGCCCACAAGAUGCAGCGGUACGCCGUCUGGUUUGGGGGGUCAAUGCUCGCCUCAACGCCUGACUUCUACCAGGUUUGUCACACCAAGGCAGAGUACGAGGAGAAGGGUCCCAGCAUCUGCCGCCACAACCCAGUGUUUGGAGCCAUGGCCUAGGCGCUGCCCCUCACACACGCCCCCAGUGGAGUUGUUACAUAGGGAGAGAGAUCUUGGAGGAUAUGUAGUUACACGGCCUUCCUGUUAUAGUGUGUGUGUGUGUGUGUGUGUGUAUUUGGGAGAGAGAGAGGAGCGAGAGAGAAAGAUCAAGGUUGUUUCUGUGAGAGGAGUUGAUUAAGUCUGUUGUGUGUGUGUGUGUGUUUGGAAGAGAGAGGGAGAGAGAGACCUUGUUUACAUGCGAUCAACUGAUUCAUUCCGCCGUGCAAAAUGAUUUUUCGCAUUUUGAUUUCCGCUCAACGCCACUCCACCAUCCGUUCCCUGCAUAGUGUCGUCAAAAACAGCGUAAAACAGCGACUCCCGUGCCCGGAGUUUCCGUUUGACUGUCACUGUUGGUGAUUUUUAUGCUUAAGAAUUUUGUUGCGCGAGUAUUUCCUAAGUAAAUCUUUGAGGGAAUUUGAUUUUUGAUAUAUUUUUGGGCACGAAAUCCUCUGGGAACCGAUUUUCUUGAUGUGUUUUUCACUGCCAGGAUUAUUAUACACGUGACCAGGGAGGGAGAGAGCCUGAGGGACACUGGAGGGAAGGGAAGAAAACUUGGAACUGUGAAAAAAUUGGAAGGUUCUUGAUCUUGCUAAUUAAUGCACAGGGCACCUGUACAGGUGCAUGACAAGCACUUCUAUAUAUUCUUCAAUCUGUCAUAUAAGUGUCCCUCAGUCUGCCUCUGUCUGGAGAUCACUGGUGCUGUUGCUUGUUAGGUUAUCAUUAUAUUUAUUACUAUUGUCAUUUUUAUUAUUAUUAUCAUUAUUAUUAUUAUUAUUAUUAUUAUUAUUAUUACUAUUGGGUAUUAUUGUUAUUGCCAUUCUAUAUCAUUGUCUUUUCCUUUUUCAUGAGUAUCUUCCUUCUUGGCUAUUUAGAUAUGGUUCCUCUGUAAUGAUAUGUUAAAGUAAAAACAAACUGAUUCCUUUACUAAUUAUUUACUGUUAAGGGGCGAUCAUAUGUUUUUACCGAGCUUGAAGUGUCGUAAGGGAAGCGUAACUAUUAUAAUUUUUUUUUUAUAUAGUUUAUGUGUGUGUGUCCUGCGGACUUUAAAAUAAUCUUGUACUUUCCAUUAUCGUUAAAAUAUUGUAUACCUGCUUA
Eriocheir sinensis (Chinese mitten crab) is the source of this 2501-nucleotide messenger RNA. It is a transcript of the gene Arp3, whose product is annotated as actin-related protein 3-like. Bases 111 to 1367 code for a protein of 418 amino acids. Lineage: Eukaryota; Metazoa; Arthropoda; Malacostraca; Decapoda; Varunidae. Gene Ontology annotation, cellular component: Arp2/3 protein complex; actin cortical patch. Gene Ontology annotation, molecular function: actin filament binding. Gene Ontology annotation, biological process: Arp2/3 complex-mediated actin nucleation. The transcript is spliced from 9 exons. The record is from RefSeq and is a predicted model, not a curated record.